Folsomia candida is the source of this 2306-nucleotide messenger RNA. RefSeq names its product FAS-associated factor 2. Gene Ontology annotation, cellular component: endoplasmic reticulum. The record is from RefSeq and is a predicted model, not a curated record. The transcript has 7 exons. Lineage: Eukaryota; Metazoa; Arthropoda; Collembola; Entomobryomorpha; Isotomidae. The coding region runs from base 283 to 1704 and encodes 473 amino acids. Gene Ontology annotation, molecular function: ubiquitin binding.
UCUAUGCACCUUUAUUUUCAUUCGCACAACAUUCGUCAUGUCCUAUUCAGUGGAAUAGGACACCAUUCAUUCAUCAUCGUUGGUUAUUCGUUGUGCAUCGCAAAGAUAACGAGCUCAUCUUCCAAGGAGCAAACUGCUGUCAUCAUUAGAAAUUAGACAUUUCAAAACUUCUUUCAAAUUCAUUUCAUUCGAGCCUCACUUGCGUCGUCAAACGGUUCAAGAGUAGUUUAAGUAGUGGAGGCGAGUGGGGAAGAAUUUUGUAGCAGUGGGUGGAGUCAACAUAUGGGCUCAACCAACAAUCAAAUGGAAAACGCCAACAUUCCGCCAGAGGAAAACAAUUUGGGGGACGGAGAUGCUGUAAUGGAGCUUAUCUUAGAGUUUCAGGCCGUGUCUGGCAUGGAGGACAUGGAUGAGUCACGAAGAAUCCUUGAAAGACACAACUGGGAUCUACUUUCAGCCAUUUCUAGUCACUUAGGCUUUGAAAAUGCAGCUCCUGCUGACCAUAUUGAACAUCAAGUGCGUGAUGACCCAUCUCCUCCAACUCCUCCCCCCAUGAUGGGGCCUGGACCAUCAAAUCAGCUGGCUGCACCUGGGGGAAGACCAAAUCCUGGACGGCAAGGAGGGGGUGGCCUCUUAAACUGGGUGUGGGCACUCCUUACGCGACCAAUGGAGAUGGUGUUUCAAUUUGUAUGGGAUGUGAUUGGGUUUGGCCUAAGAUUUCUUAAUUUAAGAACCGAUCCAAGAAGAGCCAUUACGAAUCCUGUCCAAGACAUUGUAGAAUUCCUCACAGAAUAUGAAGCAAAGUUUGGAACUGAACAUCCGAAUUUCUAUCAAGGAAGCUAUGGGCAAGCUCUGGCCGAUGCUAAGAAAGAACUGAAAUUUCUCUUAGUUUACCUUCAUUGCAAAGACCACCUGGAGACUGACAUGUUUUGCAGAAAUGUAAUGCCAAACAGAGAUUUCAACGACUUUGUCCGUGAAAACAUGUUGUUCUGGGCCUGUUCAGUUUCCAAGCCUGAGGGCUACCGAACCUCCCAAGCGUUGAGAGAGAAUACGUACCCAUUCUUAGCUCUUAUUGUUCUAAAAAAUAAUCGAAUGACAAUUGUGAAAAGAAUUGAAGGAGAAACAGAUCCUUCGGUGGUGCUCCCUCGACUUCACCAAGGUGUUGCUGACAAUGAAGCUUUCCUUGUCGCUGCAAGACAGGAUCGCUAUGAACGGAACAUGACACAACAUUUACGUCAGCAGCAGGACGAAGCCUACUUACAAAGUUUAAAAGCCGAUCAGGAAAAGGAGAAACGAAAGCAAGAGGAAUUAAAGAAAUUACAGGAAGAAGAAAUGGAAAAACAACGCAAAAUCGACGAAGAAAUUCAACAUAUUGAGGAUAUUAAACGACAGAAAAAGGAAGCUGGUGAAGCACUGAAGAUGGAACCCCCAGCCGAUCAUCCCGACACUAUCCGUACCAUAAUUAAGCUUCCAAAUGGUACAAGACUGGAACGACGUUUUCUAAAAACAGAUUCAUUAUCGCAUCUCUACCAGUUUGUCUUUAGUCAUGCCGAAGCACCCAACAAUUUUGAUAUCGCCACAAACUUCCCCAAGCGCAGUCUUCCUUGCAAGACGACGUCCAAAAGUAAUCCAACUCCUCCGACAUUCAUGGACGUUGGGUUAGGAAAAAAUGAAAUGUUGUUUGUAUAUGAUUUAGAAUCAUAGUUUAAUAGUUUUAAUCAUCGUAAUAGCUUAAUCGUCACCACCAUAUAUUUUCAAUCCCUGAUAUCUCAAUUAAUUAUUAUCAACAUCAUUAUUCUAACAAUUCAUUUUCCACUCAUUUUAAUUUCGUUUUCGUGCGCAAUUUUAUUAUUCGUAAAAUGAAUCCCAAUUUUUAUCAUAAAGAAUAUUUACUAGAUAUUCUCUUCGUAUCGUCGUAUAUUAUUAGUAAGAUCAAUUCUUGAAACGUGUUUAUCGACGUCAUCGCAUUGUAUUGUAUCCAGCAUGUUGUUUUUAAUCAAUCAAUGGUGGAUGAGUGGAAAGAGCGAAUAUAAUAUAUUAUGAAGGAAUAUGUGCAAUUGUACCUUUUGUGGUAUUUUUAUUUACAAUAUAUUUUGUCAGUUGUCACUUAGGGACUGUGCAGAAAGCAUGUGAUCAAUUUGAGGGGGUAUCUUAUCCUUCCCAUGUUAAUAACAUGGGACAUAUAGGUCACACCAGGGGGUAGGGGUCAAAAUUCUCCGAAAAUCGAUCGCAUGUUUUAUGUACAGCCCCUUACAUGAAAGUCGAACUAUUAAAACGAAUAAAUAAAUAAAAAUUGUUUAUUGUAA